AUGGUGGAGAGUCUGCAGACUUGCAGCUUUUCCAGUGUAAAGAAUGAGCUCCUUCCAAACCACCAAAAAAUCUGAGUAAUCUUAAUUGUAGGAGAGAAAUAAAUGUUCCAGCUGAAUGAGGACAAGAUGAAUUUCUCUACACUCAGGAACAUCCAGGGUCUUCAUGCUCCACUCAAAUUGCAGAUGGAGUACAGGGCAGCUAGACAGAUCCAGCGUCUGCCGUUCUUACAGAGUUCAAACCUGGCUCUGGAUACGCUGCAAGGCAGCGACGAGGCCAUCGGCUUUGAGGACAUCCUGAACGAUCCAGCUCAGAGCGAAAUGAUGGGCGAGCCACACAUGGUGGUGGAAUACAAACUGGGCCUGUUGUGAAAGAAGAUGCGCG
Messenger RNA from Chelmon rostratus (copperband butterflyfish), 382 nucleotides. RefSeq names its product proteasome maturation protein-like. Gene Ontology annotation, cellular component: cytoplasm; nucleus. Gene Ontology annotation, biological process: proteasome assembly. The record is from RefSeq and is a predicted model, not a curated record. Lineage: Eukaryota; Metazoa; Chordata; Actinopteri; Chaetodontiformes; Chaetodontidae. The transcript is spliced from 5 exons.